This is a messenger RNA of Lymnaea stagnalis (great pond snail), 7211 nucleotides long. The record is from the annotation of a GenBank genome assembly. NCBI's taxonomy places the organism in Eukaryota, Metazoa, Mollusca, Gastropoda, Lymnaeidae.
CCUAAACACUAAUAAUGGUUGUCAAUUUUGAUGUUGUUGACAAAGCCUUGGCUGUUGGUAGUAGUUGUGUUAGUGUUUUAGCUUUUGUGUUUUAUAAAUUAUAUAGAAACAGAACAGAAACUGCAAGACAAGUUCGAGUAAGUUGUUGUUUUAGCAUACAAUUUACAGUUAAAGCUAAACUCAAGGUCGUUGCAUCAUCAUCGAAUCACACUCACUCUCACAGUCAGUAGAAUCAGUAGUCAGUAGUAAUUUCAGUAAAUGAGUAAAUCUUCACUACACAAGGCAGACUCAGUCUCAAAGUCGACUCGCAAUACAAAGUUUGAAAGACUGCGAGUGUUGUGUAGUAGAGUAUUCAGUGAAUUGUAGAAGUCAAACUUAACUAGCCUAUCAAAUUUAAAUUACAAAUUUAGUGAUACAGUGAGUUGAGUGAGUCACAAGGCUUUACAAGUAACAAGAACAAGGCUAAUUAGUAAUUAACAUUUUGGCAAAUUCAAUAACUAUAACCAGUCAUGAAAUUGAUAUUAGUUGAUUAGUACAGUAGUCAUUUGUAUAUUUCAAUCAGUCCAGACUCUUCUACAGUGAUAAGUGAAUUUCCAUGAUAUAGGAUUCUUUAUUUAUAAAUGGAAUAUAUUCAUAGUUAGAAAUUAGAAAACCUGUUCACGGCCCUUUAAAUGCGGUUUUCAACAUUAUAAGACCCUCUGGGGAUGAACAAAUACGUAGACCUACAUUCCAUGCGUACAGUAAUUUUAAUAGACAAGGGUGUAUAAUUUACUCAGAUAACCAAGCAUGUGCUGUAUCAUUUUGACUAUCUUGAUCAACUUUUUAAUGAAUACAUGAUAUAUUUGAAAAAAAACAGCGAAAGAGUGAAGCUGCAAAAAUUGAAGUGCGAAGUGGCGAGGGACAACUCUAUUACUAUUAUAGCAGACUGAGUAGAUCAGAGCUCUGCAGUGUUCUCUGGCACAAUGGUGGGCCGCAAGCAGGGCCCCUAACUAAGUUUACACUUAAAUUGAUUUUAAACACCAUUAUUUAUAUGUAACUCAAUUAAAAUACCAAGAAAUAUGAACAGUAAAAUAAAACUUAACACAUAUACAUUUAAUUCAAAACUUACAAAACUAAUGUUUGUUAUCUCUUACUUAACAGAUUUUAUAUUCAUUUUUUUAGCAGCAAAUAUUCAAUAAUCAUUUUCAAAUGAUUUUCUUAAUAUAAAUUGUAUGAAAUACUUCUGCUUCUAUAAGUACGUUUGCUUUGCAGCAUUAGUUUAUGGCAAGGCAUUCACAUCAGUGUUGAAUUUCUCCUUCUUAGGAUGGUAGUUAAAGCAAGCAAUAAUAAAUCACACAUGUGAGAUUUUCAAGGUUUUUGUCACUUUAAGUGUCUUAUGUCUCAACAGAUGACCUAAAGUAUUAUGGACCUUUACAGAUAAUAUAUUGGAGGUCAAAAUAUUACUGAAAUUAUUCUUAAAUUUUCAUAUGUUGGAAGUCCUGCUCUACUUAGCAACAGUGCUUUUUUAUUGAUUUAAAUGUGCUGGUACUGUCAAGUCUUGUUGACAACCCUGUUUGUGUCACUCCUGCCACAUCUAAACAUUGAACCUGUUCACAUGAACUUGUACAAGCAGAAGUCUCCCAAGAGAAUGUUUUGGAGGGUGUGCUCUGGGUAGGGGCUGAGUGAAAACAAUACAAUAAAUGAGAAAAGAAAUGGAUGGAAAUAUCCUUACUUUUCUUACUUGAAUCUUGGGAACUUCAUCUUAACUUCGUCUAAAUUCUUUUAAUGUUUGUAACGCAUACUUUAGAUUUUGAACAACUUCCUGCCACUUCUAAAUUAUUCAUGUUGCUAUCAAGCUAAUUUCCAUGUUUCUUUUUUUGUUAUUUCUUACUUUGUCUGCUGAUGAAGGCUUUCACCCUAAACAUUGUUUUUAUUGACCUGUUAUUUCUAUUUAAGUGUGCACUUAUCCUCUAAAUUUCAAUUUUUGUUAUCAGUAGGCCUCAUUAAAAUAAAUAAGUUAUUGCAAAAAAAAUGUCCUUUAAACCUUUUUAGUAUUGGAGAAAAAGUAAUAAGCUUAGGAGGCUUUUUGAAUAAAAAUGGGUUUGGAAAAGGGUGAGCCUGGUAGUAAGCAAAUGUUUUGAUUGACUGCUGAAUAUUGAGCACAAAAAAAAUAAUAAUAUAUACUUUUCAUAACCAGGCAACAAAUUUGUUCAGAAUCUUCAUGGUUUUUAAAAAAAACUACUUUUUAUAUUUGUAAACAUCCCUUUAACUCUAGUAGAUUUUUGGUAUUAGAAAAAAUGCUCUUUAAAUAUAAUUUCAUGUGAUAAAUCUUUCUACAAUUAGACCCAUCAGAGCCCCUUUAUAUUUCUGACAGGACCCUCUCUUCAUUCAACCUUUCAUUCCCAACUGCCCAGCGUUAGUGGUCUACCACCUCCGAGGUGGUUGUGCUGCCCAUUUUGAGAACCAUUUGUUCCGUUUAUGAAUAAAAAAAAAAAAUAAUAAAAAAAAAAAAAAAAUUAAUUUCAGAACAUUCAAAUAUGGAAUCCAGACCCAGAUCUUUACAACCACUUGAAUUUGCAAGAAAGUCAAUGUCUAGCUUAUGCAGCUGUGGAGGGAGUGGUCAAAGAAAUGAAUCGUGUUCUGCACAGCCACCAUAGAGGAGAUGAGGGCGUGAUCUUGCAUUCUGAAAUCAUAGAACAUCAGUCAAAGCGGGUCAAUGGAUUUUGGUAAUUGUAAUCAACAGCUGUCAUGUUCUCUGUUUAUUCAACUUAUGUUAUGAAGAAAAUAAUACGGAGUUGAACUGUCAGUUCUAAUAAUACUGAGUUGAACUGUCAGUUCUAAUAAUACGGAGUUGAACUGUCAGUUCUAAUAAUACUGAGUUGAACUGUCAGUUCUAAUAAUACUGAGUUAAAUUGUAGUUUCUCAGAUGACAGAGUGGAACUAUUGGUUCUAAUAAUACUGAGUUAAAUUGUAGUUUCUCAGAUGACAGAGUGGAACUAUUGGUUCUAAUAAUACUGAGUUAAAUUGUAGUUUCUCAGAUGACAGAGUGGAACUAUUGGUUCUAAUAAUACUGAGUUAAAUUGUAGUUUCUCAGAUGACAGAGUGGAACUAUUGGUUCUAAUAAUACUGAGUUAAAUUGUAGUUUCUCAGAUGACAGAGUGGAACUAUUGGUUCUAAUAAUACUGAGUUAAAUUGUAGUUUCUCAGAUGACAGAGUGGAACUAUUGGUUCUAAUAAUACUGAGUUAAAUUGUAGUUUCUCAGAUGACAGAGUGGAACUAUUGGUUCUAAUAAUACUGAGUUAAAUUGUAGUUUCUCAGAUGACAGAGUGGAACUAUUGGUUCUAAUAAUACGGAGUUGAACUGUAGUGUCUGCUUCUAAUAAAUAGACGCUAUGAUUGGUAACCUUUUACUAAUUUAGUAAUUGAGAAUGCAUUUUAAUUUAGUAGUUGCUAGAUUUUGAUUAAUAUUGAGAAAUUCGUUAAAAUACCACGCACGCCACAGCUGACAAUCCACAGCUGUGGAGCAAAAUGGUUUAUCUCUGAAAAUAAAAUAUUGGAGAUAAGAUUUUAAAAUGUACCUCAGCCUUCAGGUGAUAACUGAUUGGCGGUUUAUUUUUUUAUUAAAUCUUUAUCUCUUUAGGAGUGACGUCAAAAAGGUGAUUAGAGACACGACAGAGAUAGUGCCCUUUGCUUUGAUCAAAGCAGGUCAAGGAGACAUGAAAUACCGCAUCGAGGUAUUGGAGCCCAGCCAAGCCUCAAACAUUCAGGAAGAGCUGGACACUGUCUUUGAUCACUUUGAACCAAAUAAAAGUGGCCUGAUGCAGGUGCGUCAAUCAAUUAUACUUAACACUGAAAGACAUCAAUGUUUUAAUAUAUUGGUGCCUUUCUGAUUCUGAUAAGGGUACGUUGCUGCAUCCAUGUACUGGCAUAUGUGCAACAGUUGGGGAAGCAAUGCUGGUAUCCUAACGGCUCCUAGCGGGUGUCAGGGCAGCCUUGAAGCUCUCGAUUGUCGUCAAGUCCACGGCGACAUUGUUCAGGUGGUUCCAAGCAAUUAGUGUUUGUGGGAAGAAUGAUUGUUUAUAUUGGACUGUGUUACACCGAGGCACAGUGAAGCAUUUACUAUUGUUCUCAAUGUAACUGCUCAUGGAGGUGAAGUCAGUGUUUAUUGAGCAUUUGGCUCUAAUUAAGCGACCUGGCUUCUGUGGGGUUAGACGCGUGUUAGCUGGGAUGGCCUGCACUAGCUUUGAAUGCUUUUGCUGAUUUUAAAAGGGACAUACAGUGUUUAGCCCUAGAGAUCCCAUCGUUAGGUAAACAGUUGGAAAAUUAUAUUACAUUAACAAGUGUCAUACAGCAAAAAAGUCUUUUGUGGUGUGCUGGACACAAAUGUCAAAGACAUAUAGUGUUUACUUCUUGUGGCAGAAAUCGGUAAAGAAAAUAAAAAAAUAACAAAAUGAAACAAACAAACUUUGCUUUCCAUUAGCCAUUAAGUAGAAAUGUUUCAAGUAGCAAUAGGAAACCAAAUCUUGAAAUUGAUAGUAAUAAGAAAUAAUAUAUUGCAAUAUAAUUAUUUAGAUUACCAGCAUCUAGUGUUAAAAAAGAAAAAAUCUAAUCCAGUUUGGAUUCAGGAACUCUAUUUCACAGCAGUGAAGUUUAAACAAAUGAUUCAUGAAAUAAACUAUCUCGUUUAGGUUGGUUUAGACCGGCUGUUUGGGGAAGUCACCAAAGGGAUCCAAGAAACAGAGUCGAUGCUCCUGACAGGUACUUCAGUCUUAGGCAUCGGAAAAGUUUUUCUGGAGCGCGGACAAGUAAAAUUAGGACCCCCUGAUGACACAUCAAUGUCAUACAUCAUCACGAAAAUGCGGCUUCCUGCACUUGUUCGUUCAUUUGAAUCGCAAUCAUCAACUUUUAAAAUACUCUCGAUUCUGUGUCUGGUCUUGGGUGGCGGCAUGCUGUCUUAUCUCAUAUGGCGACACCUGCAAAAGGUUUUAGAGCAGAACAGGAGGAGAGAAGAAUUCGAGGAGAUCAGGAGAUCGAUCGCCGCCAGCAGAAGUCGGGUGAUGAACAAUGAUCCGCAAGGGGAGGUUAGAGAUGAGGAAACCUGUGUCGUGUGUCUGACCAAUGCCCGUCAGGUGAUAGUGCUGAACUGUGGACACAUAUGUCUGUGUGCUCAGUGUGCUGAACUUCUGCCCAGUCCCAGGCGGUGUCCGGUGUGUAGAGCAGAAAUUGACAGAUUCAUGCCAGUUUAUCGUCCAUAGUUAACCAUUUAAAAUAAAACCCAAAAGUUGCAGAUGUUUUGAGUGAUAGAAGAGAGCGAUGGAGUCAGAUUGUUUGGGACUUGCAAUGUCUAUUUUUAGACCUUAUUGAUUUACUUUUCAUGAAUAACUUGUUAAGUGAUGAUUAUUCAACAACAUGAACAUUUUUGCCAAACUGUUUGACAUGUACGGAGAGUUAGCUUUGUCCACUUUGUUUGGUUUAUGUGUACAAGUGUUUAGUUUAGUUGGUGUAUGUGCUAGUGUCUAGUCUAGUUGGUGUAUGUACCAGUGUCUAUUGUAGUUGGUAUAAUGUACUAGUGUCUUAGUCUAGUUGGUGUAUGUACCAGUGUCUAGUCUAUUAGGUGUAUGUGCCAGGCACUAGUCUAUUUGGUGUAUGAGCCAGGCAAUAGUCUUAGUUGGUGUAUAUACCUGUGUCUAGUAUAUUUUGUGUAUGUGCCAGGCACUAUUCUAUUUGGUGUUUGUGCCAGGCACUAGUCUAUAUGGUGUAUGUGCAAGUGUUUAGUCUAGUUGGUGUAUGUGCCAGUGUCUAGUUUUGUUGACAACCCUGUUUGUGCCACUCCUGCCACAUCUAAACAUUGAAACUGCUCACAUGAACUUGCACAAAGUUUCUUUUAAGAAAUUACAGAAUCAAAAGUUCUAUAGUAAUAGUUCUUAUUGAUCUUAAUUUUUUUUUUAUUGUUCAAGGUUUGUUCCUUGCUUUGCUUUGUUCUGGUUUUGUUUAAAGAAAAUUUAAUUAAUUGGUUUCUUAGACAUACGCCCAACAAACCAGUUUUUAAAUAGUCUAUUAGCACAUUGGGUAACAUUCAAGUUUGUGAGUAGAUUGGGUAACAUCCAAGUUUAUGAGUGCAUUGGGUAAGCUCCAAGUUCCUAUUAGCACAUUGGGUAGCAUCCAAGUUCCUGUUAGCACAUUGGGUAACAUCCACAAUUCUGUGAGCACAUUGGGUAACCUCCAAGUUCCUGUAGCACAUUGGGUAACCUCCAAGUUCCUGUUAGCACAUUGGGUAACAUCCAAGUUCCUGUUAGCACAUUGGGUAACAUCCAAGUUUCUGUUAGCACAUUGGGUAACAUCCAAGUUCCUGUAGCACAUUGGGUAACCUCCAAGUUCCUGUUAGCACACUGGGUAAGAUCCAAGUUUGUGAGCUUAUUCGGUAACAUCCAAGUUUCUGUUAGCACAUUGGGUAACAUCAAAGUUUCUGUUAGCACAUUGGGUAACAUCCAAGUUUGUGAGCACAUUGGGCAACAUCCAAGUUCCUGUUAGCACAUUGGGUAACAUCCAAGCUUCUGUUAGCACAUUGGGUAACAUCCAAGUUUCUGUUAGCACACUGGGUAUCAUCCAAGUUUCUGUGAGCCCAUUGGCUACCAUCCACAAUUCUGUCUUCAAUUCCCAAGUCUGAAAGCUAGUUUAUUCAAAGGGCACUUUAAAAUGUCUCCUUCCGAAGGUCUUAAUGAUUCAUCUUUCGCUUUGGGUACCAUCCAGUUUAUUUUGUUGUAUGAUAUGUACUGUUGUGAUUGGGCACCAUCCAUUGUAUAUUGUUGUAUGAUAUGUGCUGCUUUGAUAUGCAUAUAUGUGCCCCACAAAUAGACAUAUGCCUUGUGUAUAGUCCAUUUCAUGCUGUGUGUCUAGUUCCUAGUUCCGGUACUUGCAUUGUUUGCUUUGUUGCCAUACCCCAUUUCUUGGAAGCCCCUGCCUUUGAUACGCCAAUAUCCGAAGUAUUUAUGUUUUUACUAUAGUUUUUUCUGGUCUUGGAAGCGGCACAAAUUUGAAAACAGCCCGGCUCUGUACUAAUUCUAGUUACUGCACCCGAGUGGCUCGGUACUAUCUCUAUCUAUGGCACCCGUCUGGCUCGGUACUAUCUCUAUCUAUGGCACCCGUCUGGCUCGGUACUAUCUCUAUCUACGGCACCCGUCUGGCUCGGUACUAUCUCUAUCUACGGCACCCGUCUGGCUCGGUACUAUCUCU